AUGUCGACUUACUCUAUUUUCACCGAAACUAGUCGAAUUUUACAUAAAGUUCUCCUUCAGGAUCCCAGAUUACAACUUCCAGACUCUUUCGUCAAAGCCGCUGAGAAAGUCAAGUUUGUGGGAGAAGACGACCAACCUUUCAUCCUCACACCUCUCAAGAUUACGGAGUCAAGCGCGGCCCUCAAUGCCCUCGUAGCAACAGCUGCAAAUGUGGUCGUAGCCGAGCGCUAUGGCAUCGGCUACCAGAAUGUUGAGAUCAACACGGACCUUGCAACGCUCUUCCUUGAAUCAGUGCUACUACCCACCAUUGGCGGCAAGCACUUUACGCAGAACGGUAAGAUGCUAGCAGAGCUUGCCAAGAUGGACCUCCAUCAGAUGAGCAAGCCAGUCAGGCGAUAUGCGACAAAUGUUUAUCGUACCAAGGAUGGAAGAUGGUAUCAUCUGCAUGGAUCUAUGAAUGCCGUGCCCACGAUGGACAUGUUGGGUGUUGAGGACAGUGACGUUAGCACUGAAGAAGCGUUCCAGAUCUAUACGAAAAAGGUUGCACAAUGGGAUUCCCAGGAUAUCGAAAAGGUGGCCAACGAGAAGUACAAGCAAGCUGGUGUGAUUUGCUAUACGCCCGAUGAGUUCUUCGCAAGUGAGCAUGGUAAGAUCAUGUCGGAAGAACCUUUAUGGACAUCGACUCGAGUGCCAGCACCGAAAAGGACUUGGCCCGAAGCCAAAGACAGCCAGGACUAUAGUCCACUCGCCGGUAUCAGAGUCUUGGACUUAUCUCGUGUUAUUGCAGCUCCAGCAGUAUCCAAGAUCCUCAGUGUUCUAGGCGCCGAUGUCCUCCGUGUCUCCUGCAACAGGCUACCCGAGUACUCGGCAACAAUGCCGGAUCUUCAGACUGGCAAGAGGGACGUUGACCUCGAUCUUAAGACACUUGAGGGGCGGGAAACACUUUCUCAGCUUAUAAAAGAUGCUGAUGUUCUUGUUGAUGGAUACCGUCCUGGUGCCUUGGCAAAGCUGGGUUUCGACUCCAAGUCUUUACGGCCGUUGUCGUACCGUUCGGGAUGGCAGCAAAUCAGCGAUUGUCUGGUAGGACUGUCAUACCUACAGGGCAAAUUUCUUGGUCUCGACGAGGCUGUUGUUCCACUUUUUCCCAACUCGGACUAUCAGACUGGAUUGGUAGGAGCCGCGGCUGCCAUCCAAGCAUUAUUAGUCCGCACCCAAGAAGACGUCACUUUUGACAUCGACAUCAGCCUCACGCAGUACAACAUCUGGUAUUAUCGUCUCGGCUCCUACUCCGAGGACCAGCAGAAGGCUCUUAGAAGCCGGGACCUGCACUUCAACCCUCGCCAUUACGACGACAUGAGUGCGCUCGUUGGAAAGACACAUCAGUCGUUGCAGAAGAUUCGCCCAGAAAUAUUUAAGCAUCCCAAGUACUUCUGGGACAUGAGUGGCAAGGAAUACGGAUUGGAUGAGGACUUCAAAGUGCUGGCACCUGCAUUCAAGUUUGAGAAGUCGAGUAUUGGUUGGGAUGUUCCGACCGGACGAAGAGGGCGGUCGAAGGCUGAGUGGGUAUCAUAA
Molecule: messenger RNA, 1572 nt
Organism: Fusarium subglutinans
Lineage: Eukaryota; Fungi; Ascomycota; Sordariomycetes; Hypocreales; Nectriaceae
Product: acyl transferase carnitine dehydratase
Exons: 3
Coding region: 1-1572 (523 amino acids)
Molecular function (GO): catalytic activity
Source: RefSeq, a predicted model, not a curated record